AUUUAUAUUUUUAUAUAAUUUUAUUGUAACCCCCUACAUUAUAUUACUAAAUUUUGUUACUUAAAAAGUGAAUUUCUUUUAAUGAAGUGUGAAAAGUGUAUUAUGUUGCAUUUCAAUUAAAUUAAAAAAAAAAAAUGUUAAAAAUUUUUUGAGGUUAUAAAAAAAUGGGUGCAACCUGGCGUCGUAAAGCUUAGGUGCCGACAUGCAUCUAACGCAGCCGUUUCUUUAUUCUCUUAAACUGACAUUAAGUCAGAACGCAGCCACUACAAUCUAUCGUAAAUCCUGGGUGGAUCGUGGAAGUGUUGCAUCGGCAUUCAUUUUGGCUACAGCGGGUCUGUCAUUAAGCAUGUUUUCUUUAAAGCAAAUGCAAUCAACACAACAACUCCGACAUCUUCGAAGAUUCGAAUGACCCAAGGAAUUUGGCUGGACGUGUUCAAAAGAAAUUAUUAAAUUAUUUCCGAAAACAAAAACGCCAGUGUCCUGAAAAAAGAAAAUUAUAAAGUAACGUGUAUAUGUGUAAGAUCGAAGGGGAAUCGAAAAUAUAUAUAAGCAAAGCGUUACAUUAUUUACAUUAAUUUGCGCAAAUUUUUACUGCCACUGUGUAAAAAAAACGUGAAGCAAUACAUAAUAUUCACUACAUUUAUUUUAUUUGUGUAUAAAGUAAUUAGCCAUUUAGCCGUAAUGCACAAAUUGUGUAAUACAGCUAAUUUCAGUUAUAUUGAAUUUAGCACGUGGUUCAGAUUGUUCAAUAAAUGUAAAUUAGGCAAAUUAUGUAGACUGAUUUAAUUUAGAAUCAUUAAAAUUAAAAAUUUGAGAGAAACUUAAUGAAUCUAUUUAAUGCGGUAAAAAAAAUUGAAUUGUUAAAUAAUGAACUUACCUUUGCAUGUUAUCACGAAACAUCAACAUAUUUGACAAUGUAUAUCUAUUUAUAUGAAAUUUUUGAGAAAAAAAAAGUUGUUAUCCAGUAUUAAAAUGAAUACCUAUUUGAUAUAAAAAAAUGGACGUUUUUAAAUUCAUAUUUAUCUAUUCUCAUCCAUUUCAACAAUUAUCGUUUCAAUGAUUCCCUGAAAUCAUCAGAUUUUACUGUUUAUAAUAUAUAUAUAUAUAUAUAUCAUAAAUGUACAAACGUAGUUUGUAUAUCAAUCCUGAAACAAAAAAAAAGAACACUAAAUAUGUAUAAAUUACAAAUUUUGACAUAAAUUAUAAUAAUAAAAAACAAUUUGUUUGGA
This is a messenger RNA of Leptopilina boulardi, 1229 nucleotides long. RefSeq lists its product as uncharacterized. The transcript is spliced from 3 exons. Bases 203 to 409 code for a protein of 68 amino acids. The record is from RefSeq and is a predicted model, not a curated record. Lineage: Eukaryota; Metazoa; Arthropoda; Insecta; Hymenoptera; Figitidae.